CCUGGGGAGUCGCUGAGGCUGGAGAGGAAGCUGGGAGCCGGGCAGUUCGGGGAAGUGUGGAUGGCUACCUACAACAGGCACACCAAGGUGGCCGUGAAGACGAUGAAGCCGGGCAGCAUGUCCGUGGGCGCCUUCCUGGAGGAGGCCAACCUGAUGAAGACACUGCAGCACGACAAGCUGGUGAAGCUGCACGCCGUGGUCACCAAGGAGGAGCCCAUCUACAUCAUCACCGAGUUCAUGGAGAAAGGGAGCUUGCUGGAUUUCCUGAAGAGCGCCGAGGGGAACAAGCAGCCACUCCCAAAGCUCAUCGACUUCUCUGCCCAGAUUGCAGAAGGAAUGGCUUUUAUUGAGAAGAGGAACUACAUCCACCGCGACCUGCGAGCUGCCAACAUCCUGGUGUCAGCACUGCUGGUGUGCAAGAUCGCCGACUUCGGGCUGGCCAGGGUUAUUGAAGACAACGAGUACACGGCCCGGGAAGGUGCCAAGUUUCCCAUUAAGUGGACUGCCCCAGAAGCCAUCAACUACGGAUCCUUCACCAUAAAAUCAGAUGUCUGGUCCUUUGGGGUCCUCCUGACUGAGAUCAUCACCUACGGGCGCAUCCCAUACCCAGGGAUGUCCAGCGUGGAGGUGAUCCGGGCGCUGGAGCGCGGCUACCGCAUGCCCCGCCCCCCAAACUGCCCCGAGGAGCUCUACGAGGUCAUGCUGAGGUGCUGGCAGAGCAAACCGGAGGAUCGUCCCACCUUCGAGUACCUGCAGAGCCUCCUGGAGGAUUUCUUCACUGCCACCGAGACCCAG
Molecule: messenger RNA, 795 nt
Organism: Merops nubicus (carmine bee-eater)
Lineage: Eukaryota; Metazoa; Chordata; Aves; Coraciiformes; Meropidae
Product: tyrosine-protein kinase HCK-like
Exons: 6
Biological process (GO): cell surface receptor protein tyrosine kinase signaling pathway; cell differentiation; innate immune response
Cellular component (GO): extrinsic component of cytoplasmic side of plasma membrane
Molecular function (GO): ATP binding; signaling receptor binding; non-membrane spanning protein tyrosine kinase activity
Source: RefSeq, a predicted model, not a curated record